Molecule: messenger RNA, 3949 nt
Organism: Arabidopsis arenosa
Lineage: Eukaryota; Viridiplantae; Streptophyta; Magnoliopsida; Brassicales; Brassicaceae
Source: the annotation of a GenBank genome assembly
GAAUUAUAGAAACAAGUUUUAACAAAACCUCCGGUCCUCGUCGCCGGCGUUAUCGGAAGACAAAUUCGUAUCUUUGACCCGUAAAUUCGUACUCGACACAGUACAAUCAUUGCCGGAGUAGACUGAGAUUACGAUUGUGCUCACGUAACACAUUCUUAUUGGACCGUUUUAAAAAACCCUAACUAAAACUCGCCGCCACCGCCGCCGCCGACUCUGUUAUACCGGUUCGUUUGCUCGAUCUUGAACUUCUCUUGAAUAAAAAAUGCGUGUUUGCUCCAUUUAUAAUCAUCUCAUCUAUAUUCAUGGUCGCUGAAUCAGUGUUUUGAUCACUAUGCUUAGUUUCGAUUUUGGGGUUUAAUCUUUCUCUGCAGAAAUUGGUGUAGUUCAGAGGAGAUACGUCUUUUGAUCCUUUAUACGAAUAUAAGAAAUGGGUUCACGAGAAAAAUUGUUUCUUGAUCUUAAUGAAGUUCCUGUAGAAGUUGAUGGAAAUGAUAAUAUGAAUUUGAAUCAACCAAAGAAUGUUAUUGUGUCUUCAAACGCUAAUACUUGUGGAGACUAUGGCAGAGAAGAAGGUGAAUUGAUGGAUUCUGAUGCUAGUGUUAAGGAAAACACACAAGAUCAUUCUGACUACAAGGGGAUGAUAGAAACUGGCGGUGAACAAGAUUUGACGGUGAAGCAGAGAGAGGUUAACGGAGUUGAAGCAAGUCAUGCAGUUAAGUGUGCUAAUACUACAGUGAAGAGAAAGAUGGAUCAACAGAAAGAGGCAAUGUUGGGAAAGAAACGAAAUAGGCAGACUAUGUUUCUGAAUCUUGAAGAUGUUAAGCAAGCAGGUACUAUUAAGACUUCUACACCUAGGAGACAGAACUUUUCACAGGCUGUCGUUACACGCUCCACUGCAGUUAAUCCACCUGCUGAGUAUGGAGGAGAAAUCCAAAGCCAUCGAGAUCAAAAAUCAGUUGAUUACUCUUCUAAUGGCAGUAUACAUCCAAAAUCUGCUGAACAGAAGUCCGAAAGUAAUGGUGAAUCAAAUUCGAGUUUACUUGGUAAACCUGGGAGGUUCAGCGGGGAUGAAGGACCUUCUGCUGAAGGGAUGGGAACAUCUGUGUCAAGGCAGGCUUCUUGGAAGCAGCCGGCUAAUUUACGGCAGCCCAAGAGCGGUCAUUCAUCUAGUGGAAAAGUCUCUUACAGCCAAAGAUCUUUCAAGAAGCCAGCCACAACUAGUACCCAAUAUCAGGAUACGUCAGUGCAACGUCUUAUACGAGAGGUGACCAACGAAAAGUUCUGGCGUCAUCCUGAGGAUACCGAACUCCGAAGUGUACCUGAGCGAUUUGAAUCUAUGGAGGAAUAUGUCAGAGUUUUUGAACCCUUACUUUUUGAGGAAUGCCGAGCACAACUUUACAGUACAUGGGUUGAACUGGCUGAGGCAAAUACAUAUGUGAAAGUUCGAAUAAAAUCCAUCGAAAGAAGAGAGAGAGGAUGGUAUGAUGUAAUACUUGUCUCCUUAAAUGGCUGUAAAUGGGCUUUCAAGGAGGGAGAUGUUGCAGUUCUUUCAACUCCACUGCCUGAAUCAGAUGAAGACCAUGAGGAUGCUGGACGUGUCGCUGGUAAAGUUAGGAGACAUAUACCAGUUGAUACCCGUGACCCUCUUGGAGCUACUCUUAAUUUCUAUGUUGGAGAUUCUGGUGGCACUGGCAGCAAGAUUGAUGAUAAUCAUAUUUUACGGAAGCUUAAACCUAAAGACAUCUGGCAUCUAACAGUGCUUGGUUCAAUUGCAACCUCACAGAGGGAAUAUGUUGCACUUCAUGCGUUUUCUCGACUUAACCCACAGAUGCAAAAUGCCAUUCUCAAUCCCAGUCCGGAGCAGUUUCCUAGUUACGAGGAGCAAACCCCUGCAACGCCUGAUUGUUUCACUACUAGCUUUGUUGACCAUUUACAUAGAAGCUUUAAUGCUCCGCAGCUGGCUGCAAUCCACUGGGCGGCAAUGCAUACUGCAGCUGGUACUAGUAGUGGGGUGAAGAAGCAAGAACCAUGGCCAUUCACUCUUGUUCAGGGCCCUCCAGGAACAGGCAAGACACACACUGUUUGGGGAAUGUUGAAUGUUAUCCAUUUGGUUCAGUAUCAACAAUAUUACACUUCGUUGCUGAAGAAAUUAGCACCUGAAACCUAUAAUCAAGCUAAUGAGUGCAGUUCAGAUAAUAUUUUGUCAGGCUCUAUUGAUGAAGUCCUACAAAACAUGGACCAGAAUCUGUUCCGCACCCUGCCCAAACUCUGUGCUAAACCAAGGAUGCUUGUUUGUGCUCCUUCGAAUGCUGCAACUGAUGAACUUCUUUCACGUGUCCUCGACCGUGGUUUCAUUGAUGGGGAGAUGAAGGUAUAUCGUCCCGAUGUUGCUCGAGUCGGUGUUGAUUCUCAAACGCGAGCUGCGCAAGCAGUUUCUGUGGAGCGAAGAAGUGAUCAGCUAUUAGCUAUAUCCCGCGACGAGAUUCGACGACACAUGCAUAACCUCAGACUACAAGAAACACAGAUUUCUCAAGAUAUAGCUGGACUUAAAAGGGAACUUAAUGCUGCAGCUUUUGCUACACGUUCUCAGGGAUCUGUUGGAGUUGAUCCUGAAGUCCUUAUCUCAAGAGACCAGAAAAGAGAUGCAUUGUUACAGCACCUUGCUGCUGUGGUUGAAGCCAGAGAUAAAGUCCUUGUUGAAAUAUCUCGCCUUCUUAUUGUGGAGGGAAAGUUUCGUGCUCGUAACAAUUUUAAUCUAGAGGAAGCUCGAGCGAGUCUUGAGGCAAGUUUUGCAAACGAGGCUGAAAUUGUUUUUACCACCGUAUCAAGCAGUGGUCGUAAAUUGUUUUCUCGUCUUACCCAUGGCUUCGACAUGGUUGUCAUUGACGAGGCUGCCCAAGCUAGUGAGGUUGGAGUUCUUCCUCCCCUUGCUCUUGGUGCUGCGCGAUGUGUACUUGUCGGUGAUCCUCAGCAGCUUCCUGCGACAGUAAUUAGCAAGGCUGCUGGAACUCUUUUAUAUAGUAGAAGUCUCUUUGAAAGGUUUCAGCUAGCAGGUUGUCCGACUUUGUUGUUGACUGUUCAAUACAGAAUGCAUCCUCAAAUUCGAGAUUUUCCUUCACGGUACUUCUACCAAGGACGUCUCAAAGACAGUGAAAGUAUAUCCAGUGCUCCUGAUGAGAUUUACUAUAAAGAUCCUGUUCUUAGGCCUUACCUUUUCUUCAAUAUUAGCCAUGGGCGGGAGUCUCAUAGAGGUGGGUCUGUAUCUUACGAGAAUGUUGAUGAAGCUCGAUUCUGUGUUGGGAUGUACAUGCAUAUUCAGAAAACUCUGAAGUCGUUGGGUGCGGGUAAAGUGUCUGUGGGAGUAAUAACCCCGUACAAACUGCAGCUGAAAUGCCUGAAGCACGAGUUUGGCAAUGCAUUGGGCCAAGAUGAACUGAAAGAGAUUUAUAUAAAUACAGUAGACGCGUUUCAGGGUCAAGAACGUGAUGUCAUAAUCAUGUCAUGUGUGCGUGCUUCAGGUCACGGGGUUGGCUUUGUUUCAGAUAUCCGGCGGAUGAACGUUGCUCUUACCCGUGCGAGAAGAGCUCUGUGGGUGAUGGGAAAUGCAUCUGCUCUGAUGAAGUCUGAGGAUUGGGCAGCGUUGAUCACUGACGCGAGAGGCAGAAACUGUUUUAUGGAAAUGGACUCUCUUCCCCUGGAUUUCCCAGUUCCUAAAGUACCUAGUUAUAAUCCCAUGGCACCUAGUACCGGGUUAAUAACAUCGAAGUUGUACCCUUCUGACUCACAAAUCAUAGGCCUGCACAACAAAUUACGUUGAAGGUGCAUUGUGUUUCAACGACCAUGGAACUUGUUGAUAAUUACCCUCGGUGUGAAGACUCUCAAGACGGUUUUAUUACAGGACACAUGUACUGGAUUUUGCUUCUCUCUUCAAAAAAUCUUUUUUUUUUGU